AUGCCUAAAGGCGAACCCAUAACAGCUCGAGAUGACUUCGGACAUGGGACUCACACGGCCUCCACAAUCGCAGGCCGUACGAGUCCCAAAAAUGUCUCCUUCUUUGGGUACGCAGAAGGCGAAGCCACAGGCAUAGCUCCCAAGGCAAGGCUAGCUGUCUACAAGACAUGUUGGGCGUUCGGGUGCUCUGGAUCGGACGUACUAGCUGCCAUGGAUAAAGCCGUGGAGGACGGCGUGGAUGUCAUCUCUCUCUCCUUAGGCCCCGUCGCAUCACGUGAUUACACCACAGACCCUAUUGCAAUAGGCGCAUUUGGUGCUUUUCAAAAGGGGGUGUUUGUGUCAGUUGCAGCUGGAAAUGGCGGACCUUUACCUGGACAAAUUUCGGCUUCCGCCCCGUGGUACAUCUCCGUCGGGGCUAGCACCAUUGAUAGAACAUUCCCUGCUGAUGUCAUCCUCGACAACGGUGAGGUUCUUUCAGGCAGCUCUCUCUACACAGGGGAACCCUUACCAAAGAAUAAAACAUUCCCUUUAGUACAUUUCGCAAAAGAUUAUGCUUUGGAACAAUGUUUGCCAGGGUCAUUAGAUGCUAUUGACGUAAAGGGUAAGAUCGUAAUUUGCUCGCCAGGGCUAAUCAACAAAGUUGAGAAAGGGGUGGUUGUGGGUAAAGCUGGUGGAGUGGGUGUGAUUGUCGCCUUGAAUGAUCCUACAUUAGGCGAAAACGAUACCCAAAAAAGUGACCCGUAUACGAUACCAGGGUUAACCAUACCUAUUGGAGCAACUACAAAGCUCUUGGAUGAGAUAAGUAAGCAGAAAGUGAAAGAAGGGACCAUUGUGUUUCGAGGGACUCAAAUAGGCGAAAAACCGGCUCCGGUGGUUGCCUCAUUUUCGUCUCGAGGACCAAAUAAUGUGUCUAAGUAUGUACUGAAGCCUGACAUGAUCGCGCCGGGGGUUGAUAUACUAGCUGCCUGGCCUGAAGACGUAUCGCCUUCUAGGUUGGAAGAGGACCAUAGGGUUACUAAGUAUAAUAUCGCGUCAGGCACUUCUAUGGCUUGCCCUCAUGUCUCGGGUUUAGCCGCCUUGCUUAAGAGUGCUCAUCCUGAUUGGAAGCCGGCUAUGAUCAAGUCCGCCUUGAUGACCACGGCGUAUAUUGGUUACCAUGAGAUGAGCAGGAUGACACAAAAUCAAGAUCAGGUGUCUUAUUGGGCUACUGGUGCAGGACACGUGAAUCCCGAAAAGGCGAAUGAUCCAGGGCUAGUAUAUGAUAUCAGUGAAGAUGAUUUCAUUCAAAAUCUAUGUGCUUCAGGGUACAAUGCGACUGAAAUGAAAAUCAUAGUGAAAAAAUCAGUUAUUUGCGACGAAAAAUCAAAGGUUAACGAGUGGGACUUAAACUACCCUGCCUUAGUUGUGCCAUCUGAUUUUGAAGGUAAAGUGUUUAAUAGGACUUUAACAAGUGUGGGUUCUACUGCAUCAACGUAUACCGCGAAAGUUUCGAGUCCUGCAGGUUUUAAUGUGACUGUUAAUCCUCUUGAAUUAAGUUUCAAGAAGAAAUGGGAUAAGCAAAGUUUUUCUGUUACAAUUUCGGCUUUGAAAGAUCAAGGAAUCAUGCUAAAUGAACAAGCUACUAGUUCAGUCUCUUGGACUGAUGGCAAGCGUAGUGUCACAAUACCUUUGAUUAUGGUAUGA
Chenopodium quinoa (quinoa) is the source of this 1683-nucleotide messenger RNA. Its product is annotated as subtilisin-like protease SBT1.5. Bases 1 to 1683 code for a protein of 560 amino acids. Gene Ontology annotation, biological process: proteolysis. Gene Ontology annotation, molecular function: serine-type endopeptidase activity. The record is from RefSeq and is a predicted model, not a curated record. The transcript has a single exon. NCBI's taxonomy places the organism in Eukaryota, Viridiplantae, Streptophyta, Magnoliopsida, Caryophyllales, Amaranthaceae.